CUGGACAAAGUCAAAAUACAGGGAAGCAGGCGCCAGGAUGAGAAGAAGGAGAUCGGGCUCUUCUUUGGUGCCUCAACCUCCGCAUUAAUUCCUUUCGAAUACACAGUCGAAGGCGACAUCUCUCUCCACCUAAACAUGACCCCGUUGUCAGCAAACGGCGAAAUCUGCCUUCUUUCGUUUCUCCCGCGAAAGGAGAAUAGACGCAGUUUUUUGAAAUUGAGACUCACAAAUGCUCACCUGGAAUUCGCUUACUUUACUGGCCCCACCUUUGCAAAGAUGAAGUAUAUUAUCACGCGAGAGAAAGUGUCACUUGGUGAACCGAUGGCUGUCCACUGCGUCCUGAAAGCCGAUGAAAGCCUCCAGGUCACCACUGAGGAUGCAGGACGGAAGGAGUUCGGGCAGGAUUACCUUGGGAAAAUGAUCAGUGACAGUGAAUACAACCAACUGUAUGAGGCUCGGUAUGACGGCCUUGUUGUCGGCUGUCCAUCAAUACGCGGUGACCAACACCCCAGCUGCGGUUUCUCCGGUUGCCUGACCGGUAUUGGCGUGGAGCUCACAACUGCCGAGAGCCUGCAGCAGAAGUAUGUGGACCUCCUGAGCUCUGGACGAGCCCGGAACAUGCGCUGGAUACGG
This is a messenger RNA of Dibothriocephalus latus, 633 nucleotides long. Lineage: Eukaryota; Metazoa; Platyhelminthes; Cestoda; Diphyllobothriidea; Diphyllobothriidae. The record is from the annotation of a GenBank genome assembly.